CUGUGUUGUGGCUAAGCUAGUUAACUCUUCUCUAGCUCCGUCCUCCUGAACUUUGGACCUCCGUCUCUGGGCUUUAAUGGCCGGCUUAGCCCUGAAGCUCUCCGCUCCCUGGCGUUUUGUCAAAUUAAGAAGCCUGGCAAGAUUCUCCAGCAUUCCCAGUCUGAAGUUCCACACCACAGCCUCUCCUCUGAUGAGUGCAACAGUAGAGCAGUUUGAGCAAGCCAAAGGCAGACUGUCGACACUGAAGAACGACCCGGGGAACGAGGUCAAACUGCAGAUCUACGCCCUCUUCAAACAGGCCACUCAGGGUCCCUGCAACACCCCCAAACCAGGCAUGCUCGACUUCGUCAACAAGGUCAAAUGGGACGCGUGGAAAUCCCUGGGCUCCAUAUCGCAGGAGGAUGCCAGGCAGAAGUACUGCGACCUGGUUGGCUCUCUGGUCACUGCAGAAGGUGGAAGCUCCGCCCAGGUGGCCGCACAGCCUGCUGCGAGCGGGUCAACGUACGAGACGCUGCUGGUCACCACGGAGGAUAAGAUCACCACCAUCAAACUGAACCGACCGGCCAAGAAAAACGCCAUCACCUCCGGGAUGUACGAUGAGAUCGUUGCAGCUCUGGCGCAGGCGGCUAAAGACGACUCAGUCAUCACCGUUAUAACUGGUGCUGGUGAUUACUACUGCAGCGGAAACGAUCUGAGUAACUUCACUAAGAUCCCCGAGGAGGGGGUGGAGCAGCUGGCCAAAAGUUCAGGAGAGCUGCUCAGGAGGUACGUGAGUGCCUACAUCGACUUCCCGAAGCCGCUGGUCGCCGUGGUGAACGGACCGGCUGUAGGAAUCUCAGUCACGGUGUUGGGACUGUUUGACCUGGUCUACGCGUCAGAGAGGGCCACCUUCCACACUCCGUUCAGUCAGCUGGGUCAGAGUGCUGAGGGCUGCUCGUCCUACACCUUCCCCAAGAUCAUGGGCCACGCAAAGGCCACUGAGAUGCUGCUGUUCAACAAGAAGCUGACGGCGGCUCAGGCGUCUGAGCUCGGUCUGGUCACCGAGGUUUUCCCUGAAAGCAGCUUCCAGUCUGAGGUUUGGACCCGACUGAAGAGCUACGCCAAGCUGCCUCCCAAGUCCCUCGCCUACUCCAAACAGCUGAUCCGGUCGACAGAUAAAGAGCGUCUGCACGCGGUGAACGAUGCAGAGGUGGAGCGUCUGAUGGAGCGCUGGCUCUCAGACGAGUGCAUGAACGCCAUCAUGACCUUCUUCCAGGCCAAGGCCAAACUCUGAGAGAGACGUGUGUGAGUGUGUGUGACAGAGAGAGAUAGAGUGUUUCUGACAUAAUCAGGUGAAGAUAAAUAAUAACUUUAAAAUGUCGUGAACUGACAUAGAGACGGAACUCAAACACAACUUUAAUUAAUCUGUACAAUAGACUGUAAUUAAGAACUGGAGCCAGUGAAGAAGAGCCUUAAACCUGCAGUAUUUCUUCUGACCAGCAGGGGGUCUGAUUGUAUAGAAGUCUAGGUACAAUUUUACUAAUCAUUUUAUUUGAUCUCUAGUUUCAAGUCUUUUUUCAACACAGAUUGAUUUAGAGUCAAAGAGACCAGAAAGAGGGGGCGGGGUUAGGUGUGGGGCUUCCUCUGAUUGACAGGUGGCUUACAUGGGAAACUAAAUGUUUAGUUCAGGGUUAGGUUGAUCCACAAGAA
Messenger RNA from Labrus bergylta (ballan wrasse), 1689 nucleotides. RefSeq names its product enoyl-CoA delta isomerase 2 (gene eci2). Lineage: Eukaryota; Metazoa; Chordata; Actinopteri; Labriformes; Labridae. Gene Ontology annotation, molecular function: fatty-acyl-CoA binding; delta(3)-delta(2)-enoyl-CoA isomerase activity. The record is from RefSeq and is a predicted model, not a curated record. Gene Ontology annotation, cellular component: peroxisome; mitochondrion.